Messenger RNA from Camellia sinensis, 478 nucleotides. The record is from RefSeq and is a predicted model, not a curated record. NCBI's taxonomy places the organism in Eukaryota, Viridiplantae, Streptophyta, Magnoliopsida, Ericales, Theaceae.
UCUACUUCCUUUCCGAAGAAAAGCAUACCGUCAAUGGCUUCUCUUUCAGUAUCAGCCGUAGAGCGUAUGAGCCCAUCUGUGGCCCUGAAGAGGAUUAUUGAUGCAGAAUGCGAAAAGUACAAAGCUGGGGAGAAGAGCGCUAUUGAUGGACGCAUCUUUGUUCCUCGACGCCACGUGCAAUCGGACUACGUACUUGGGCCCAUAUUCAAAGAGGUCCUCACUGAACUUCCAGCCUUGUAUGCCCGACUGGACAACCAAUGUCUUCUCUAUGAAGGCAGUCUUGACUGGAGGAACUGGAGGAUGAAUCGCCCCCACCGAUGCUGGCCCACGGUGAGACCAGAGUGGCAAGAGUGGUAUGAUCGGGUUAUUCCUGCUCGGACCCUGGACCUUCAAGAACUCUGCCUUCUCGAUGCUCUCAGACUGUCUAGGGUAACUAUUUCAGAAGACCCUUUCCUUGUUCCCGCUGCUCUAUGUUUUU